Messenger RNA from Lasiosphaeria miniovina, 1216 nucleotides. RefSeq lists its product as uncharacterized. The record is from RefSeq and is a predicted model, not a curated record. The annotation marks the transcript as partial. The transcript has a single exon. Lineage: Eukaryota; Fungi; Ascomycota; Sordariomycetes; Sordariales; Lasiosphaeriaceae.
AAGGGUCCCAUCUCCGACGGCGCCGCACUUCGCUUCCGGACAUCCUCGACAAUACCCCCCUAAAAAGGCUUCGGCUUAAUGACCCGGCACCGAUUCAGAACUCUCUACCCACUGCCUUGAACCAAGGGUGCUGCCCAACACAAGAUCCAAUUCGCGACGAAGCCUACCGCCAGCGAGUGCUAGAAGAAUUCCAAUCCGCAGAGGACGGUCUCGACUCAUGGGGUAGGAGAACAAACGAUUUAGUCGCCCAAAUUCUCCAAAAGAGCAAACCACCAAUACGUGGGGAAGCAUACUUUCUCAACGGAGAGGGGGCAUUCCAACAGGCCGAGUUGGGGCGAGUGGACAUACCGAUCUUCACGCAAAGUCAACAGCCAUUUCAAUGGAGGGGAAAGGACCGCCCAGUUUCACAGUUCUUCAACCGUAUGGAAGAUAUCGGGCUUAAUCGAACCGUGUCUGUUCAAAUACCCUCUCACCCCCUACAUAAGGCAUCUUGCGAAAGGAAAACACUUCUGGAUGUCCGAGACCGGUUCCUUCUGCAGCGGUUGACAAAUAACCCCUGGAAUCUUCUCGACCUUCAAAGCCCGAUACCUUCAGCCCUGCCAUCUUUCUUGGAAGGAGAGAAUUGUCAGCUUCUCCUCCGAAUACGCGAUGCAGUUCUGAUGGGCAACAGUGCCGAAAGGAUAGCGGCGCCCGCCCAAGAUUGGAACACUUGGCGUAAUGUUACAGACUGGGCGCUCCUGUCAGAAGGGGCCAUAAUACGGCACCGCAUAUGGAUAGCCACGGUUACUCGACCUGGAUUACGGUUCAGGAAGGGCGUGUGGGCUUCGGGUGGAUGUCCCGACCAAGACAGCAGGAAGAAGAGGCGUGGAUGUCCGAUCCACAUAACUUUACAGGAGGAGAUUGGAGAUACUUCGUCCUUUCACCUGGGCAUACAGUAUUUUUUCCCUCCGGCACCAUCCACUUUGUCUUUCGGGUACAAGGGGAACAGACGUUUGCGCUGGGUGGCCAUAUACUUCAGUGGUCUGGAGUUGGUCGUUGGCUUGAAGUGGUCGUCGCUCAGAUGAAACCCCGGAAAUCACGAACGAGGAUAUGCAACCUAGCUCUUCAAAGUACGUUUGCAUCGUCAAAGAGCUUCUGGAAAACCGAAUCCGAGCGGGAAGAGCGGGGGGGGCAGGUGAUCGAGACACAACUGCCAAGUUCUUCUCCUUACUGAAGG